Mobula hypostoma (lesser devil ray) is the source of this 6368-nucleotide messenger RNA. RefSeq names its product probable C-mannosyltransferase DPY19L4. Gene Ontology annotation, molecular function: mannosyltransferase activity. The coding region runs from base 941 to 3343 and encodes 800 amino acids. Lineage: Eukaryota; Metazoa; Chordata; Chondrichthyes; Myliobatiformes; Myliobatidae. The transcript is spliced from 19 exons. Gene Ontology annotation, cellular component: nuclear inner membrane. The record is from RefSeq and is a predicted model, not a curated record.
CUGCUUGUCCUUUUGAUACAAAAUAUAUCCUUUGAUGUUAAGCUCCCAACUAUGAGUUUCUUUCCGCCAGGACUCAGAUGCCCACAACGUCAUACCGACCAAUCUCUAAUUGUGCCACGAGUUCAUCCACCUUAUUCUGAAUGCUACGCGCAUUUAAAUACAGCACCUCCAGUCGUGCAUUCUUCACCCUUUUGAAUUUUGCCUCUGUGGUACAAUUUAACUCUUUGCUCUGUCUGCAUUUGUACCCAAUCAUUGGCUUGUCCUUCCUUACAUUCAUGUUACACCCAUCAUCUACUUGUAAACCUGCUGGAUCAUCCUUAGCGCUAUCAUCCUGGUUCCCAUCACCCUGCCAUAUUAGUUUAACCCACCCCCAACAGCUCUACUAAACCUGCCUGCAAAAAUAUUGGUCCUUAUUGGAUUCAGGUGCAACCGUCCUUUUAGUACAGCUCCCACCUGUCCAAAAAGAGUUACUAAUUAUCCAGAAAUCUGAAUCCAUUGUCCCUUUGGUUUUCAAGAUGGCAACCAUUAUUCCACUGCCAAAGAAGGCAACAGUAAUCUGCCAUUAACAUCAACCAUUAUGAAGUGCUUUGAGCAGCUGGUCAUGGACCACAUUAAAGCUUUUCUCCCAGCUACGUUGUACGUGAUCCAGUUCACAUUGCUCAAGUUGAUCCACUGAUGAUACAACAGGCUUUGCCCUCCUCUCUGUCCUGCCCAUCUUGUAAAUGGGAACUUGUAUGCCAGAUGGCUAUUUACAGAUUUCAUUUCAGUGUUCUACACCAUCAUACCCCAGAAACUGGUGGGGAAACUGUCCUUGAUGCGUCUCUACGUCUCCCUCUGAAAUUGGAUAUUGGACUCAGUAAUAAUGAGGCCACAGUGAGUCUCUUGUCCCAUUACACUGAGCAUUGGCUGUGUGCUUAGCCCGCUGCUGUUCACACUGCGGAUGCUCGAACGUGUCACAGGAUCCAUCUCAAGCCAUGUCAUCAAGUUUGUGGGUGACACAACAGUGGCUUCCCUUAUCAAGAAUGAUGACGAGACGGAGUUUAGAGAGGGUGAAAUGAUAGAGACGAGGAAGAGAAGAAAACAGAAAUGUCUGGAAGAUCAUACCGGUCAAGAGGAGGCAAGGCCCGAAGAUUCAUCAAUAGAUACAGGCCCAGAGGAAUGUGCUCUAAAAGAUGAGCAUGAACAAGAGCAAACCUCUGCAGGAGAUAUUCCCCCUAGGGAUGAAGAAGAAAUUACACUGAAAGACGGAAAUGAUGCCAGGGGCAAUGAUACGAAAAGCAAGCCAGCCCUUCAUCAGUGGGCAAAGGUUUUCUUUGGCAGCUGGGCAGCCAUUGCGAGCGGAAUGUUGUAUGCUGUGUACCUUUCUACAUUUCAUGAAAGAAAGUUCUGGUUUUCCAGCAGACAGGAUCUCGAACGAGAAAUCUCUUUUCAGGCGGACAGUGGCUUAUAUUACUACUAUUAUAAGAAGAUGUUGCAGGCAACAUCAAUCCAAGAAGGAUUUUUUGAACUGACACAUGAUAACAAGACACUAUCAUUAAGGACCCUUAAUUCAGUGCAGCAAAUCGGCCUGUAUCCGGAGGUGUUUGCUGGCAUCUUGUAUCGUAUUACUGGUAGUCGGGAAACCAUUGAGCCUGUUUAUUUUUACAUUGGGAUUAUAUUUGGGCUGCAAGCUGUUUAUGUGACUGCACUGUAUGUCACAAGCUGGAUGUUGAGUGGGACGUGGAUGGCAGGCAUGCUGACAGUCAUUUGGUAUAUCAUUAACAGGACCGACACCACCAGAGUGGAACAUACGGUUCCCCUGAGGGAAAAUUGGGCACUACCAUACUUUGCACUCCAGGUCGGGGCGCUCACUGGUUAUCUGAAGACCAACAUCAAUUCCACGAUGGAGGUUUUCUCAUAUCUGCUGAUGUGUGCAUCUGCCUUUGCCUUUAUAAUGAUGUGGGAGAUGAGUCACUAUGUACUGUUUGUACAAGCCUUCAGUCUUUUCCUUUUGGAUUGCCUGGAUCUAAUUCAGAGCCGUAAGGUAACAGAAGUGCACAGGAUGUAUUUGGUGUGCCUUGCAUUAGGAUAUUUUACACAGUUCAGAAAUUCUGCUUUGCUCUCUUCCCCACUUCUGAGUUUCAUCGUUGGUUCACACCUGGCAAAGUACAUUCAGCAAAACUUGAAGAAAGGCCACUUUGCAGCAAGGCUGAUGAAAUUACUUCUCCAUUUCUACUUGGUUUUCACUGUGUCAAUUACUUUAAAUCUCGUAAUAAAGAAAAUGCUCCCUCAAGAAGAAAAUGAACACAUAUUAAAGUUUUUCGAGGCAAAAUUUGACUUGAAUACUACAAGAGACUUCAGCAUAAAUUUGUUGCUCUGCCAGGAAACCUUUCAGACCCCUUCGCAAGAAUUCUUCAUUCGACUGACCCAGACUUGUUUGCUCCCGUUCUGCAUGUCGGUGCUGCUUAUCUGCCUGUUCUCAACCUUGCAAGUCGUGGCCAGGAAGUUUCGUGAUGUGCCACAAAAAGCUGCUGACUUGUCCGAUAUGGUGAUGAUUGGUGAAAGGCCUGAGGUGGUAUACCACACUCUACAUUUGCUGCUGUUCGGCUUACUGGCACUGCUCUUCCAAGGCUUAAAGUAUUUAUGGACUCCUUAUGCUUGCAUGUUUGCUGCCUUUGGUGUAUGUUCCCCUCAGCUCUGGAUGACUGUCUUUAAGUGGUUACGACUGAAAACUGUGCCUCCAUUGCUUCUGGCUCUUGUGUUGAGUACUGCAGUCCCCACAAUAAUAGGGUUCAGCAUCUGGAAGGACUUCUUUCCAGAUGUAAUGAGUGAACUUUCUGAACUUCAGGAAUUUUAUGAUUCUGAUACUGUGGAGCUGAUGAACUGGAUCAAAAGACAAACUCCCAGUGCAGCCGUGUUUGCGGGAAGCAUGCAGCUCAUGGGAACUGUGAAACUCUGCACGGGUCGGACAGUGACAACCCACCCACUCUACUCCGAUAGAGACCUGAGAAAGCGCACAGAGGAGAUCUACCAGGUCUACUCCAGGAGAUCUGCAGAAGAUAUUUAUAUGAUUCUCACAUCAUACAAAGCCAACUAUGUUAUCAUCGAGGAGGGAAUUUGUAAUGACAUGGGUUCACUUUCAGUGAAAGGCUGCCGAGUCAAGGAUUUGGUGGAUGUUGCGAAUGGCCAUGCACUUUAUACCGAAGAUGUUAACGACACUAACUACGUGUUUUCACUGUAUGGACGGUUUUGCCAUGAGGUUAAGCUGGACUAUUCACCAUACAUCAACUAUUUCACGGGUGUCUACUGGAAUCGGUCUUACCGUGUGUACAGAGUCAACACCUUGAUAUCUUUUCAAUAUUAAUGAAGAUUGAGUCCACGCCCUCCUUUCUGCUGAAUCUAUUUAAUUUUUGUGUUGAAAUAACGUCUCCUUUUGCAUAAGGACCUUUUCAAAAAAGAUAUUUCUUUUUAACUUAUUUUUUUAUAAAUUAGCCUGAAAUGAGGUACACAUUUUAUCUUUCCCAGGAUCUGCCCAGGACCUGCCAACGUUGCUUAUUCCAAAUGGAGGACUUUUAUAUAUAAAAAAAAUCAUCAGUGCUAUUAAAACAAGCUGACCGAGAUCUGUUAAAUCAGGUGCUGAAUUGAAUUGCGUUUAUUGUUUUUUAUUUCGAAAUACAGCAUGGAACUGGCCCUUCUGGCCUGUCGAGCCCCACGACCCAGCGGCCCACCGAUUUAACCCUAGCCUUAUCACGGGACAACUUACAAUCACCAAUUAACCUACUAACUGGUACGUGUUUGGACUGUGGGAAGAAACUGGAGCAUCGUGAGGAAACCCAAAUGCUCACGGGAAGGAUGUACAGAUUCUUUACAGAGGACGCUGGAAUUGAACUCUGAACUCCAACAAGCAGAGCUGUGACAGCGUCACACUAGCCACUACACUGCUGUGGUAUCCCAUAGUUCGGAUACAUAAUGGACCUCACCGAGUGGCAUAUGGUCUCAAACCGGUGCAAGGAGCCCAGACACUCUUGGACAUCUGUGCCUAAGCUCUGUCCAAAGCUCAAGUGACCUUUUGGGUCAGUGAUAAACAUUUUAAAAAAAUAUUGUUGUGGACACCACAUCAUGGACACAAAGGAGUGGGACUUUAAUGAUGCCUUACACAAAGUAGGGACAAAGCAUUACUAUGAGAUGAUGUUGUCUUUUUAAAUUAAUUGAUAGCAUAGCACCUAUUAGAGCUCUCUAGUUUAAAAUAUGCAGAAAAAUAUACCAAUCUUGUAAUUCUCAUGUGUCUAUGGAAUUGGUCUUAUCAGAGUCAAUAUUAAUGAAGAUUGAGUCCAUACCUUCGUAUGUGCUGAAUCUAUUUCUUUUUGUGUUGAAAUAACAUCUACCUUUGCACAUGGAUCUUUUUGAAAAGGCAUUUCUUUUUAACUUACUUUUUAUGUCAAUAAUAUUUCAACAUGACAUCUAAAAACUGGGAGGACAUUACACUCACAGACACACCUGGAGGAAAUCUGUUCAAGAGGGAGCUGUUCUACAUGAGAACGACCACUUCUGGGCCGCAGAGAACAAGCAGCAUGAGUGAAAGGAGAGACUGAACAACCAAAAGACCCAAACUCGAACCACAGUCACCACUUACUCUUGUUCACACUGCAUCCCCCCCAGAAUGUGUGGAUCCAGAUCGGCCUCUACAGACACUCGAGGGCCCACCAGUAGACAACUCCUUCAGAGAAACUCCCGAGGAGGAAAGAUGUCUUCAGUGUCUCAUCACACUUGACCCAGACUGAUCACACUGCUAUUUCUUUUAUAAAUUUGCAUGAAAAGAAGUCCAGAUUGCAUGCAUUUGCAUACCAUACUGGUCACCCCAGUACAGGAAGGAUGUUGAGACUUUGGAGAGGGUGCAGAAGACAUUUGCCAGGAUGCUGCCUUGUUUAGAGGGCGUGUGCUAUCAUGAGAGGCUGAAUAAACAUGAGUUGUUUUCUCUGGAGCGUGGGAGGCUGAGGGCAGAUCUGAUAGAGGUGUACAGAGGCACAGAUAGAGUGGACAGAGAGCAUCUGUUUUCCAGUAUUAAAAUGUCUAAUACCAGAGGGAGAGGGGUCAAGUUCAAGUAGAAUGUGAGGGGUAAGGUUUUUUCAGUCAGACAGUGGUGGAUGCCUGGAAUGCACUGCCUGGUAUGGUGGUAGAGGCAAAUACUUCAGAGGCUUUUAAGUGAUGUUUGGAUAGGCACAUGGCUGUAAGGAAGAUGGAGGGAUAUGGACAUUGUGUAGGUUGUGAGGAUUAGUGUAUGGGUGUUUUUGAGUUGCACAACAUUGUGGGCCAAAUGACCUGUUCCUGUUUUGUGCCAUUCUGUGUAAUCUAUUUCACAUAUGCAAUAAAACAUGUGCAGUCUUGUAAUCCAUUAUAAAAAGGUAUUUACUAUUACUACUUCAUUCAUUAUGUGACGUGCUGUAUGAUGUGGAUGAUCAUGGUCUUAACAUGACCAUGACUGUUCUUGACCAAAUUUUCUACAGAAGUGGUUUGCCACUGUCUUCUCAGCAGUGUCUUUCCAAGACAGAUAUCCCCAGCCAUUAUUGAUACUCUUCAGAGAUUGUCUGCCUGGCAUCAGUGGUCGCAUAACCAGGGCUUGUGAUAUGCACCGGUUGCUCAUACAACCAUCCACCACCUGCUCCACGUGACCCUGAUCGGGUGGGGGGGGGCACUAAGCAGGUACUACACCUUCCCAAGGGUACCUGCAGGCUAGAGGAGGGAAGGAAUGUCCUUUGGUAGAGACAUGUCUCCAGCCACCAGUAAUGAGUACCACAUUAUAAUGAAUUAUUAGGACCAGAUUUCAAUUGUGGAGAGGAUUGUUUUUUUUUUCAGAUGGCGGGGGGGGGGGGGAUCUUGAUUUUUAAGGAAUGAUGUGACAAAUUUUGUUUUGGAAAAAAAUAUCUUCAGUGUCUCACAUUUGCUGUCAAGGGCCACCUUGCAAAAGAUUGGGUGAGGAGAAGGACUGAGGACCAGCAGCUGCUGAGAUGCCAGGGAGUAGCUGGAGGUCAAGGACCUUUAGGCUGAGCUAGUGUCAUAUCAGUGCUCUAUUGGUUUACUAAGGGCACCAUGGAAGUGUAGUGGUUAGCGUAAUGCUAUUACACCGCCAGCUGUAAGAUCAGGGUUCAAUUCGCGCUACUGUCUGUAAGGAGUUUGUACGUUCUCCCUGUGACUGCAUGGCUUUCCUCCGGGUGCUCUGGUUUCCUCCCACAGUCCAGAGACAUGUGGUUAGGCUUUGUGAGUUGUGGGCAUGCUUUGUUGACACUGGAAGCGUGGCAACACUUGCACAGUCCUCACUGAUUAGGUUUGACAGAAACGAUGCGUUUCACUGUAUGUUUUGGUGUACAUAUCACAAAUAAAGUUAAUCUGUU